This is a messenger RNA of Cokeromyces recurvatus, 1475 nucleotides long. RefSeq lists its product as uncharacterized. Lineage: Eukaryota; Fungi; Mucoromycota; Mucoromycetes; Mucorales; Mucoraceae. The transcript has a single exon. Bases 82 to 1407 code for a protein of 441 amino acids. The record is from RefSeq and is a predicted model, not a curated record.
GAAGAAGCCAUUGAUAGUGAAGAAGCCAUUGAUAGUGAAGAAGCCAUUAUUACUGAAGACACUGUUUUCAUCGAUGAUGACAUGGCCACUUCAGUGGCUAAUGUUUUAAACAGAAGAAAAAAUGUGCAAAGCACUAUAUUUAACGCUGGUAAAGAGCUUCAUCAUCGAUACAAAGCUGGCUCUAAACUGAACUUUACCCAAAUGAAAACAAUGAAAUGUGGUUUGUCGAAUAUAUUAAAUUUAUCCGAAGAGGAUAUGCAAUAUUCACAACGCAGCCUAUUUUCACCAGAUACAUGGAAUAAGCUCAUUAGAAAGUACAAUUGUUUCAACCUUUCUCUUCCAGCUUCCAUCGAAUCUUUUAACGAUAAAUGGGAAACAAUUUCUGAUUUAUGUAUAAUCAAUAAGGAUUCUUUGUUGGGAAAAAAAUAUAUUAGCACGCUUGAAUCUUCACCGGCUAUCACCAUAUAUCAGCUUCGUAUACUUGACCUUUUCAGGGAAGUAAUUUACUUGGUUGACUCAAGAAGAUUCAUGUUGAACCAGGAAAACAGAGCUAAAAUAUCAGAAAGAGAUUUUACGUAUCAGCUCUGGUUACCCAUCUUCCAAAAAAUAUUUCAUAUUAACGAUGAAAUCAUUCGAAUUAAAGUUGGGGAAACGGUACUAUCAGAAUCAACAGAAUCCAAAGCAUCUAUUUAUACAAGCUCCAGCAAUAUUGUCGGUUUUAAGGUGGACAUACGCUUUUUAUUGGAUUUUGAAACUGAAGAGUUUGACCUUGCUUGUGCUGAGGCAUGCAUCCCGGUUGUUCCCGUGGCAAAAAUUCACCAUGACAUGUCAAAGCUAUUACGUGAGGGUAAAAUCAUGCAAACUGCUGCCCUUAAUGUCAUACAAAAUAGCAGUAUAUAUUCUUGGGUGAUCCAAAUUUCAGGUCCAUCAUGCAGCUUUUAUACUGUCCACGGUACCAAGAAUCAGUAUCAUGUAUGCGUCCAUCAGUUUAUGGUCGUCUUUCCCAAAGAAUAUUCCGAAUUACCAUCGUUCCUAAAAUCAUUAUCAAAUAUUCUUAUGUUUCGAGACUCAUUGGAAGCUACAGCAAAUAGCAUGAAAGCGGCUAUUUUAAAAACUCGUAGUGACAUGGAUGAAGGAGAUUUGGGUGCUUCGAGACCAUCAACUCCAACUGUUUUUGAAAGUGCAUCCAUCUAUCAUACUCCCCCUCACAGAGAUAGUUCUAAUUCACGAAUGCCUGAAGGUAUAUAUUUCGAUGAAUUUACAGAAAGCGAAUUGGGUAGCUCUCCAGGUAGUACUUCCCAUGUACAUGACACUGAAACGGAUGCUUUGGGUUUUGUCCAAAAUGGUGAAAAAUGGACGAAUGUGUUGACCGGUAAGACUUACUCUUAUAACCCUUAUGAAUUAUAAGUACCUUUCUUUCUUGAAAAAAAGUGUACACAACAAAUGGUCCCAUUAAAAAAAAAAUUAAUAAAGAC